AUGUCGUCACAGCGCCACCGCGCCGCGGCCACGCCCGCCAGCAGCGUAGACGCGCCCGCCCAACUCGAAGCAGCCGCCACGGCGCCAGCGGCGCACGCUGCUUCUGCAACGAGCAGCGGCGGCGGCGCGGCGCGGCGGCGGCAGCGGCAGCGGCAGCGCCAGGGCGAGCAGCAGCAGGAAGAGGGGCAGGAGGGGCCCGACCACCGCUCCACCAACUACAGGCCCUGGACUUCCGAG
Messenger RNA from Monoraphidium neglectum, 237 nucleotides. RefSeq lists its product as hypothetical. The transcript has a single exon. The record is from RefSeq and is a predicted model, not a curated record. Lineage: Eukaryota; Viridiplantae; Chlorophyta; Chlorophyceae; Sphaeropleales; Selenastraceae. The annotation marks the transcript as partial.